Molecule: messenger RNA, 714 nt
Organism: Uranotaenia lowii
Lineage: Eukaryota; Metazoa; Arthropoda; Insecta; Diptera; Culicidae
Exons: 1
Coding region: 1-714 (237 amino acids)
Molecular function (GO): nucleic acid binding
Source: RefSeq, a predicted model, not a curated record
AUGCGGGAAUUCCUACAGCAGCUGAAAUCACAACAACAUCGGGAUCACAUAACCAAGUUUUGUGAUUCGGAAGGAAUCAAUUGGCACUUUAACCCACCUGGUGGUCCACAUUUUGGCGGUCUUUGGGAGGCCGCGGUUAGAUCGGCCAAACAUCAUAUGCUGCGGGUCAUCGGAGACACACCAAAGUCGAUCGAGGACAUGCAAACACUUCUCGUUCAGAUUGAAGCAUGUCUGAACUCGAGACCCAUCACACCACUUUCUGACGACCCGAACGAUCUGGAAGCACUCACCCCGGGACACUUCUUGGUCGGGUCUUCCUUGAGAGCACCACCCGAACCAGAUUACGACGAAAUUCCUGUAAAUCGGCUCAACUUCUGGCAGCAAAUUCAGCAGCAACGAAAACAAUUCUGGAUCCGAUGGAAACGCGAGUACUUGUGCCAGCUUCAGGCCCGAGUGAAACGUUGGCGACCAUCCACACCGAUAGCUGUUGAUGAGCUUGUCAUCAUUUGCGAUGACAACAAACAACCGAUUCACUGGAGGAUGGGACGAAUCGUUAAGGUACACCCAGGUGAAGACGGUGUAAUACGAGUCGUGACCAUCAGGACUGCGAAUGGAUUAUUAACACGGCCAAUCGAGAGAGUCUGCAUAUUACCGAAAUUCGAGGAAAAGGGUCAGCAAAUACCAUCGGAGGAGCCAGAGCCGAUUCAACCAUAG